GGACAUUUGGAUUUCACUUUGGGUUAUAAAUAAUGUUGCUACGGACAUUUGUGUUUAAGUUUUUGUGUGAACAUGUUUUUUUCUAGGGUAUAUACUUAGGAAGAAUUGCUGGGUCAUAAGGUGAUUCCAGGUUUAACUUUCUGAAGAGCCAGAGUUCCAUAGUGCCUCCACCGGUUAACAUGUCCACUAGCAAGGUGUGAUUUCUCCACACCCUCCCCAAUGCUUGUUCCUGUCGGCCAUUUUAAUCCUAGGCAUCCAGUGGUGUGGUAUUUUGUAAUUUUGUAUUUCCUUAAUGACAUAAGCAUCUUUUCAUGUGCUCAUUGUCUAUCUUUGGAGAAAUACCUAUAGAAAUCCUUUGCCCAUUUUUAAAUUGGGUUGUCUUUUAUUGUUGAGUUGUAAGAGUUCUUUAUAUAUUCCAGUACCAGUCUUUAAGAUUUGCAGAUACUUCUCCCAUUUGGUGGGUCAUCUUUUCACUUGGAUGGUUUGCAACACAAAACUGUUCAUUUAGGUAGUCCAACUUGUGUCCUAAGAAACAGUUGUCUAACCCAAGGUUAUGAAGAUUUGCUCCUGUUUUCUUUUUUUAAAGAUUUUUUUUUUUUUAAUUUAUUUGACAGAGAGGGAACACAAGCAGGGGGAGUGGUAGAGGGAGAAACAGACUCCCCGCUGAGCGGAGUGCCCGAUGUAGGGCUUGAUCCCAGGACCCUAGGAUCAUGACCUGAGCCCAAGGCAGAUGCUUAACGACUGAGCCACCCAGGCGCCCCUUCGAGGUGUUUUAUAGUAGGUGUUUUAUAGUUUUAGCCUUUACGCUUAGGUCUUUGGUGCAUUUUCGGUUACUUUUUGUGUGCCGUGUGACCCCUUCCCUUUGAAGGACUUUUCUGGCAAACUGCAUGUACGCUACUCUGCUUUCAUUCACAGGCUGAACUGAGUUACGUGGCUACACCCAUCUCAUCUGCGAGAGGCUGGGCAAUGUGUGUUUCAGGCACCUUGUAUCAAAUGUAGGUUGUGAACCUUUUCAGCCAUAGUCUAAACAAGUCAAUUCUAUUGCUUCGUUUUUCAAAUAAAUGGAUCUGGCGGGUUUUCACCUGCGAGGAUUUAGCAGGGUGUUCAGCGCGAACCGGCGCCGGCUCUCCCUCCCUCGGGGACCUGCCCCCAGGACAGCAGUCCCGAGGGACUUACCGGCCGUUACCCCCCCCACCCCCACCCCCCGGCGAGUUCGGGCUCUCGGGGGAAAUGGAACAGAGCCCUUCGAGCCUCCCCGCCGUCCCCCGCGUUACCCGCGGCCCGCCCCUCGCCGCGCCGCGCCCACUCGGCCCCCGGAGCCGCCCUCCCCGCGGAAGCCGGGGCGCGGGCCGGGCGAUAACGCCGCAGGGCCGCGGCCGCGGACGGAGCUGCCGUACGCCAUGACCGCGUCCGCCGGAGCGCCCCGGGCCCCCGUGGACGAGGCGCCGCCGCCCCAGCCGGAAGCGCGCACCUCGGAGCGCAGCUCGGACAGCAGAGCCGCUCAGCUCUCCUUCUGUACCAAGGUGUGCUAUGGCAUUGGGGGGAUCCCCAACCAGGUGGCCUCCAGCGCCAUAGCCUUUUACCUGCAACUCUUCCUGCUCGAUGUGGCCCAGGUCUCUGCUGCCCAGGUGUCACUUGUCCUGUUUGGAGGGAAGGUGUCUGGGGCAGCUGCCGACCCUGUGGCUGGGUACUUCAUCAGCAGAAGCAGGAGGACAGGGGCUGGACACCUCAUGCCCUGGGUGCUGGGCUGCACGCCCUUCAUCACCGUGGCCUACUUCCUCCUGUGGUUCCUGCCCCCCUUCACCAGCCUGCGGGGCCUCUGGUACACGAGCUUCUACUGCCUGUUCCAGGCCCUGGCCACGUUCUUCCAGGUGCCCUACGCGGCGCUCACCAUGCUGCUGACCCCCUGCCCGAGGGAGCGGGACUCGGCCACGGCGUACCGGAUGACCAUGGAGAUGGCGGGGACGCUGAUGGGAGCCGCCGUCCACGGGCUCAUCGUGGCGGGCGCCCACAGGCCGCACAGGUGCGAGGACGCGGCGCUCGCCGGGCCGCUCGCCGUCUCCCCCGACGCGACUCGUCUCUACUCCACUGCAGCCGCCGUGCUUGCUCUGACCUACCCCGUGUGCACUGGUUUGCUCUGCCUCGGGGUGAAGGAGAGACCAGACUCCUCUGCCCCAGCCUCAGGCCAAGGCCUGAGCUUCCUGGCUGGGCUGGGCCUCGCUGUCCGGCACCCGCCCUACCUAAAGCUGGGGAUCUCCUUCCUGUUCAUCUCAGCAGCCAUUCAGGUGGAGCAGAGCUACCUGGUCCUGUUCUGUACACAUGCGUCCCGGCUCCAUGAUCACGUCCAGAGCGUGGUGCUAACCAUCCUGGUCUCGGCUGUGCUGAGCACCCCGCUGUGGGAGUGGGUCCUACAACGAUUUGGGAAGAAGACUUCAGCCUUCGGGAUCUGUAUGAUGGUGCCUUUUGCAAUCCUGUUGGCUGCUGUGCCCACUGCACCUGUGGCAUAUGUGGUGGCCUUUGUAUCUGGCGUGAGCAUUGCUGUGUCCUUGCUGCUACCCUGGUCCAUGCUUCCAGAUGUGGUGGAUGCCUUCCAGCAGCAGCACCAGCAUGGCCCAGGCCUAGAGACCAUCUUCUAUUCAUCCUAUGUCUUCUUCACCAAGCUUUCUGGCGCAGGCGCCCUGGGCAUCUCCACUCUCAGUCUGGAGUUUGCGGGCUAUGAGGCAGGAGCCUGCAAGCAGGCGGAGCCAGUGGUGGUGACCCUCAAGGUCCUCAUCGGGGUCGUGCCCACCUGCAUGAUCCUCACCGGUCUGUGCAUCCUCAUGGUUGGCCCCACUCCAAAGGUGCCCAGCCAGGACCCUUCCCGCCGGCAGAGUCUUCAGAGGAGGACCAGCUACAGCCUCGCUUGAGGGCUGACCUUGUGUGGGCUGGAACAGCAGGAGCCGGCGUCUUCAGGGCUCGGAGUCCCUCUUUCUUCUCAGUCCCUUAGCGCACCGACUUCGAAGGUUACACGUGACCUGUCUCUUCCCCUGGGAUAUGGAGUCUUCAGGCACACCUCCUGAAGGGAUUGGCCUGGGCUCCAGGACCCUCGCCUGCCACUUCUUGCUUGUUGAGCACAGACCAGGUCAGAUAGGCCUGUGCCCCGGACCACCCAGCUCCAGGUAACCUUGACCUGGAAAGCAUCCCAAGAGCAACUAUUCCUGGGAAAAGGAAGCCCCACAACUUGCUCACCCGACAGGACAGAUGCACAGACCUCCUGUUCUUCCCGAUGCUCCAGUGGACAUCUGAGAGGCUGACAGGCACCACACGAAUGGGCAGAGUGGGGACAGACGGACAUGUUAGGGAUGACAUCAGGAGAGACACAGAUAGAGGCACUGAAACCAACAGACCCCAGAGGGAGCAAAUGGGGACAGCAGGUGGGGAGGAGACUGAGCUGGACAUGAGAGGCAUUUCUCAAGGCUUUAGGCUUGUUCAGAUAAGCCGGCAACAGUUUCUGGAAUCAGACACAGACUGAUAUUGAGCUACCAAACAUCAAUCAUUUUUAGGAACAAAAGUUUUUUUUGUGGAAAUACUUUUCUGAAAUUGUAUCUUACAAAGGCACAGGGACCACAGUUUUCUAAAGGCUGUAUCUUUGGGGAAGAAAGAUCUACUGAGGUUUAUUUUAAAAAUAUAUAUGUAUAUAUAUAUUAAAGGCU
This is a messenger RNA of Zalophus californianus (California sea lion), 3692 nucleotides long. RefSeq names its product major facilitator superfamily domain containing 2B (gene MFSD2B). Gene Ontology annotation, molecular function: sphingolipid intramembrane carrier activity; symporter activity. Lineage: Eukaryota; Metazoa; Chordata; Mammalia; Carnivora; Otariidae. The transcript is spliced from 14 exons. The coding region runs from base 1062 to 2906 and encodes 614 amino acids. The record is from RefSeq and is a predicted model, not a curated record. Gene Ontology annotation, biological process: carbohydrate transport. Gene Ontology annotation, cellular component: membrane.